UGACAGCCUCAUAAUCUGGCUGCAGUCAUUCAAUACCACUGCGCCUUGUCAAGAUGUAAAACAGCUAACUAACGGAGUCGCCAUGGCGCAAGUCCUUCAUCAGAUUGACGUUGCUUGGUUCAAUGAAUCUUGGUUAAGCCGAAUCAAAGAGGAUGUCGGUGACAACUGGAGAAUAAAGACCAAUAAUUUAAAGAAGGUUCUUCAAGGAAUUAUGAGCUAUUACCAUGAGUUUUUGGGGCAGCAGAUAUCUGAAGAACUUAUCCCUGAUUUAAACCAAAUAACCGAAUGCUCAGAUUCAGUGGAACUUGGGAGGUUACUCCAGCUAAUUUUAGGUUGUGCCAUCAAUUGUGAAAAGAAGCAAGAACAUAUUCAAAAUAUAAUGACUUUGGAAGAAUCUGUUCAGCAUGUGGUCAUGACUGCUAUUCAAGAGUUGAUGAGUAAAGAAAUAUUGAACUCUCCUACAAAUGACACUGUUGGUGAAUUAGAACAACAGCUUAAAAAGGCCUUGGAAGGACUCCAGGAAGCACUGGCAGAAAAAGAGGAGCUGAGGCAAAGAUGCCAAGAACUAGAUCUGCAGGUAACUGCACUUCAAGAUGAAAAGAGCUCACUGGUUUCUGAGAAUGAGAUGAUGAAUGAGAAGCUUGACCAAUUGGAUGGAUCUUUUGAUGAUCCAAAUACAAUGGUUGCAAAAAAGUAUUUUCACGCACAAUUGCAACUAGAACAAUUACAGGAAGAAAACUUCAGGCUUGAAGCUGCAAAAGAUGAUUACCGUGUUCACUGUGAAGAACUUGAAAAGCAACUAAUUGAAUUUCAACACAGGAAUGAUGAAUUAACUAGUCUUGCUGAAGAAACAAGAGCCCUAAAAGAUGAAAUAGAUGUUCUUAGGGCUACCUCUGAUAAAGCAAAUAAAUUAGAGUCAACAGUUGAGAUAUAUCGUCAGAAGCUACAAGAUCUGAAUGACCUUCGUAAGCAGGUGAAAACGUUACAAGAAACGAACAUGAUGUAUAUGCACAAUACAGUCAGCUUAGAAGAAGAACUAAAGAAGGCAAAUGCAGCACGUACACAGUUAGAAACAUACAAAAGGCAGGUUCAGGAUCUUCACCUUAAACUCUCCUCAGAAUCCAAAAGGGCAGAUACACUAGCAUUUGAAAUGAAGCGGCUUGAAGAGAAGCAUGAAGCUUUAAUUAAGGAAAAAGAGAGACUAAUAGAGCAACGUGAUACCCUAAAAGAAACGAAUGAGGAGCUUCGGUGUUCGCAAGUACAACAGGAUCACCUCAACCAAACUGGCACAUCUGCCACAAAAAGUUAUGAGAAUCUUGCUGCUGAAAUCAUGCCGGUGGAAUAUAGGGAGGUAUUUAUUCGACUGCAACAUGAAAAUAAGAUGCUUCGAUUACAGCAGGAAGGGACUGAGAAUGAACGCAUUGAAGAACUUCAGGUGCAGUUAGAACAAAAGCACCGUAAAAUGAAUGAAUUAGAAACUGAUCAAAGGCUGAGCCAAGAGCGCAUCCGUGAAAUGCAGCAGCAGAUUGAAGAUCUCCAGAAGUCUUUACAGGAGCAAGGCUUAAAGUCGGAAGGUGAAAGUUCCAGCAAACUAAAACAGAAGUUGGAAGCACAUAUGGAAAAACUAACAGAGGCCCAUGAAGAACUACAGAAGAAACAAGAGCUCAUUGAAGAUCUUCAGCCAGAUGUAAACCAAAAUGUACAAAAGAUCAAGGAACUUGAAGCUGCUCUUCAGAAGAAAGAUGAAGAUAUGAAAGCAAUGGAGGAAAGAUAUAAAAUGUACUUAGAAAAGGCGAGAAAUGUAAUAAAGACUUUAGAUCCCAAAUUAAAUCCAGCAUCAGCUGAAAUAAUGCUACUUAGAAAACAGUUGGCAGAAAAAGAGAGAAGAAUUGAGAUUCUGGAGAGCGAAUGUAAGGUAGCAAAAUUCCGUGAUUAUGAAGAAAAGCUCAUUGUCUCUGCCUGGUAUAAUAAGAGUCUCGCAUUCCAGAAACUGGGGAUGGAAUCUAGGCUUAUGAGCGGCAGCAGCAGCGGUGCUUGCAGAGACUCUGCUGCUGGUGCUCCCGCACGGUCUUUCUUAGCUCAGCAAAGGUGCAUCACCGCCACCAGACGCCAUCUCUCUGUGAGAGUUCCUGCUGCAACAACUGAUUAAACGGCAAAGGAGAGCUUCAACAGGAGUGCCCUUAAAAUCACUUACCCCUUUCAAGUAACCGCCACAUUAAGAAGAAAAUGUGUAAUGAAUGCUCACGGCUACUUUAAAAUCAAAAUUCAUGAAAUGAAUCUUGCCAGCUGACUUGGCAAACAAAGUAUAGACUGAGCUAUCUCUCACUUGAGUAAUUGGAAGAUGUAACGUAGGCAUACAUCUUAAGCAUAUUUGUCUUUGAAGAGUUUUGCACUUUGAAAUUGAUUUUGUAUAUUUUAGUGUAAUGUCUUCACUUACUCUAAUCAUGUGGUUAAUUUGCUAUAUAGAAUCGAGAAUAUUUAAAGGAUAUUUAUUCUUUUUAUCAUGAUCCAUACAUACAUAAUCUGGAGGUAGGCACAUAGAGCUAUUACAAGAGUAAUUUCUUUGACUUGAUGUAUACAGGUUAUUAUUUCUGUUCUUUUAAUUCUGUCAUUCAAUGAGUAUAUUUUAUGUCGCUGAGAGUAGAACUUUUGGAAGACUUGACUGUUGAAGACUGUCUCAUAGUAAGAGUGUGAAAUUGGAAAAUUGUAGAUCCAGAAGAGGUAAUGGUUCACAUGUGCACCUAAGAUAGAUCAGUGCUUCUCUACAGUUUGAAAUGUUAUGGAUGUGAAAACAAACUGGGCAUUUUUAAGAGGUGACUUUCUGGUGAACAUCAAGCUGAAAAGUGUGAAAAGUCUACAUAAAUAUGUUAAUGAGCAAUUUCACGAUUCCUUUCCAGCCCCGCGGAUUUUGGGGGUCUGUUAAAAAGAAAGGCAUGUCAUAGCCCAGCAGCUUGUGUGCUCAUUAUCGAGAGAGAGAAUGCAGCUGAAACAAUGGGGAACUCGUUUGAGUUUGUUCACUAAUUAAGAAAUCUGUCAAGCUGAGUUUGUUGUAUUUAGCGCAUUUCUGCCCAAAGUCUUGUUUGCAAAGGUGUUACUCUGAUGAAUUUUGGUCAUCACUUUUUAAGAUUCAUCACUUGGGAUAUUAAUUUAGUCCUAGUAAAUCUGUGCUGUUCAAAACAGUAUCUGUAGACCACAUGAAGCAAUUUAAAUUGAACUUAAAAAUUGAGUUUCAGUUUUCAUUUUCUCACUCGUGUGUUUCAAAAUGCUGAACAACCACAGAAGAGCUAGUGACUGCUGAGCUGGGCAGUGCAGGUGGAGAAUAUUUCCACCACUGCAGAACGUUCUGUUAGGCAAUACCUCUUAAAUUAUCUUAGGAAUGCUUUGGUGUGAGAGUAUAAAAAUAAAAACAAGACCAAUACAGGGACAGUUUGGGAUAGAAGUAGUAGUUGUGACAUAACUAGCAUCCUAUAUUCCCUGCCGUCGAAAACCUUGUGUGAUUUCCAUGGUUAAAUCUCUCAGGAGUAUGUCUAGACCUGAGGGGUCAGGGGUCAGCUGUCUGUCAGUAAAGAGCCAGAGAGUAACUGUUUUAUGCUUUGUGAGUCAUAUGAUCUCUCUUGCUGAUCAGCUUUGCCACUAUAGGGUAAAAGCAGAUAGAGUUCAUUUGUAAAUAAAUGAUCUCACUGUGUUCCAAUAGAACCUUAUCAAAACAAAACCAAAAAACAGAAAAACAGCAAGAACAAAGCAGGUGUCAGAACAGAUUUGGCCAUAGACUCCCUGGUCUAGACUUUUAUCCAUAGUCAUGCUUUUCAAGUACAAGUAUUGUUUUAUUCACAGUAUUAUGUACCAUAAAUGCUCGAGUAUAAGCUGACCCGAAUAUCAGCUGAGGCACCUAAUUUUACUACAAAAACUGCAGUAAAAAUGUGCUGAAAAAACUCGGUUUCUACCCGAGUAUAUAUGGUAUUUAGAUAUCUAGGUUUUGGAUUCUGUCCAGGUUUUUAAUCAUUAAAAAUAGAGAAGGAUUUCGUACAGCAUCAGCUCUGUAAUCAUAAGUACAAUCGGACAGGAUCUUUUAUCAGGGUUACGUCUGUUGGCUACCUCUUAGGUUUAGGUGUGUUUUAUUGGUACAGUUCUGCUGAGGGGCUUCUAAAAGAGUUUGUGGGAAAAUUCCAUUAUUUUUUAAUUUUGUUUUUUUCUGUGUACUUUUUGAAGCCCCGUCAUAUUUUUUAUUUUUCUCAUAUGCUCUUGUAGUUGCUGCUUGCCUGUAACUCUUACUGAUAUGAAAUAAGUUUUUGAAAGAAUUUUAGCACGCUAUUGAAAAUUUUCUAAAUAUGGCAUUUCAGUAUAGCGAAAGCAUUUGCCCCUUUGGUGUUUAAUACGUGUUUAUAAUUGAGAAUUUUCAAGCUCAGUUUUAAUGGAUUUUAUUGUGAAACAAACAUCAAUUUCAAAAAAUGUGUAUUUUCACAGUUCAAUUGCUCCUAACAAAUUUUUAUUAAUAUACUGGUAAUUUCUAAAUAAUUUAUGCAAAUUCUGAAUCAGAACCUGAGACUAGAUUCUUUUUUCUAAAAAGAGAAAAGACAAAUUUUCUGAUUUAUCAUUUUUGUAGUUGAUAAGUAGAAUUUAAAAUGUUUGAUAGGAGUAUUUAUACAAGGUUAAUGUAAUUUAAAGUUCUUUCUUAAUGUGAGUAAUCAUACAGAAAUUCAGGAACUGAUCAGAAGUGAGAUUCGUUUCCACAUCUGGUUAGCGUGGUAAGAUUGACACCCUGUGGGUGAUAGAGCAUUAUAAAUACUCCUUCGGGAACCAUGACUGGUGCACACCAGUGUUGUGUGACAGGCUGAGUGCAUAGGAAAGGGCACGUGAAAGUUCUUAGGAAAAUUACAUUAUCUUUUAAUUCCAUUUUUUCUGGAACUUUUUGAAGCCCAGAUAUAUUAUGGAAGAAAAAUUCAGCACUAAUAUAUAUGAUAGAGGAAUUGAAUAACUCAGUGAUUAUAAAAUAAAACUAUAGACCAGUUUGAAAAUUUUCUUUAGUUUUGAGCAUUAGCUCUAAGAUUUAUAUUCAUUUCUCUCUUCUUAACAUAAAAAAUGUGUAUACAAAUAAGUGAUAAUAUUCUGAGAUUCAUUCAAUGUAUUGAGAAAUCUGUGAAGUUGAUUUAUUUUUCCAAGGAUAAGACUGUCAAACUAAUGAUUAGGUGUAGAUUAAAAAAUAAUGUCUGUGUUUGGAAACGACACUUGACAUCUAAGCCUCUUUCUGGGUGGUGGCACCUCUGCCCUCCAUGACGGCUUUGAGCCACCGUGCUCGCUGUGCUAGGUGCUCUAGCUGUCCGUUUAAUGGAACAUUCCUAUGUGAACUCGUGUGUAUGUGGAUUGUACGCAUACACGCUAUUGUGAAACUGUGCAUUGAAAAGUAGUUUGGGAAUUCAUAAAGCACAAUCAUAAAAGAAAAUAGUGUGUAUUACUAAACUUGAGUUUAAAUGUAACAUUGAGCUUAUAAAGAGGCCCUUUCUAUUUUUUACAGCAAAGACUUUGACACUUGAAAAAUAAAAGCAAUACUUGAUUUAUUUUUUUAAGUAUUUGGGAUAUUAUUUUAAUGAUUGAUGAUAAAAUAGUUGUAAAAUGUUUUAAGUAAAUAAAUUUUCUGCUCCUGUGGUCUAA
Echinops telfairi (small Madagascar hedgehog) is the source of this 5649-nucleotide messenger RNA. It is a transcript of the gene HOOK1, whose product is annotated as hook microtubule tethering protein 1. The coding region runs from base 83 to 2149 and encodes 688 amino acids. Gene Ontology annotation, cellular component: cytoplasm; centrosome. Gene Ontology annotation, biological process: cytoplasmic microtubule organization; cytoskeleton-dependent intracellular transport. Lineage: Eukaryota; Metazoa; Chordata; Mammalia; Afrosoricida; Tenrecidae. The record is from RefSeq and is a predicted model, not a curated record. The transcript is spliced from 22 exons. Gene Ontology annotation, molecular function: dynein light intermediate chain binding; microtubule binding.